CUUUCAAUCAGGUUCAGCCAUCUGCUAUACAUCACUAACGACGCCACUAUUCUAUAAAAUAGUAUCUCUUAGGUCUUUAGAUGUUUCUAUUUGAUGUUUUCUUCAAGUGUAUUUAUUAUAAUGCACUAUAACUUAUAGCAACUGUAGUGACCAAUGUUUGUUCGCCGGGCUACUUUAAGUUUCUGUGUAGGAUCCUUUCCCUUUUUUACCUACUAUACUUAUUUUAACUUUUAACUUAUAAAUAUAAAGUAAGUUUAUAGGCGGCAGGGCCUACAAUUACAAUUACUUAGUCAAUACUAACUACGGUAGGUAUGACUAAAGUCUAUAGUCUAGUAUGUACUUUUUCUUUUCGGUGACUAAAAAUCAUAAAAAUGUCAAAACAUGAUCAUAAUGACAUAUGCCUGCUGCCUGCCUUUAUCGAAGUGGCUUUUCGGACCAGGGUCCCUUUAGCCAAAUUAUUCUACUAAACAAGUAUACUAUAACUUCAAUGAUUUAUUAAUAAUAAUAAUAAUUUAUGCUGAUUUCAGGAUGGAGAGAGAAGCUCCCCUGGAAUUGGCAUUAUUGAUAGAGGAGUGGAUGUUGCAAAACGAGAUACCUGGUAAUAAAUUUUAUACUAAAACUGGAUUUAAAUUUAUAGGUUAAUGAAUAUUCCAAAUAAAAUAAAUAUAUCAAUUCAUUCACUCAUGGAAGUAUCAAUUUUGAUUUUUUUUAAAGGGACGUAUGAUUAUGACUAUCUUAAACUGUCAAUGUCAAAUCUAACCUGGACAGAUAUCAUCCAAAAGUCAGAUCCAUCGAGGCCAUGCAUGGCCAAAAAAGUAAGAUAGUAAAAGAAAAAUGAUGCUAAUAUUACUUUGAGUGUGCUGAAAUGUAGAAGAUGAUGUAAAAAUGAUGAUUACAAAAAUGCCUUUAUGAUAUCAAAUCUGGGUAUAAAAUUGUUUAAUUAAAUCCAUUGAUUUUAAUAAAUAUUAUUAUAGGUUGGGGGUGGGGUGACAUAUGACAAUUUUACCAAGGAUAUACGGUGCCCCUGUCAAACUUGAAAAACAUAUAUUGUAAGGUAAUUGAUAUUUAUAACAAAAAUUCUAAUCAAAGCAAUCAAGGUACUCACAGAUAAAUUGUAAAGAUGACAUUUGUAUACUUAAAAAUAAAAAAAAAUAAUUGUUUUUAAUUAUAACAAAGUUUUUUGUUCAGAUAGCCGAUAUUCCGCCCAUUUGUGGCAUGAUCUGUGUCUUGUUAGUCCCUCAUUACACUUUCGCCAAUAACUUUACCGCUUAUGAUCUUCAUGUCUGGCUCAGAAAUCCUUUAUUGAAUAAAUUUUUUUUUAAAAAAGCAGCAUUGCAUGAAUAAAUGAAUUUAAGAGACGGAAUGCUUCAAACACUUUACUGUUAGGGUGUCGUAACGCUUAAGUUAUUUUCAAUUAUUGUUUAAUUUUAUUUUGAAUCUCAAGCCUUUGUCAUUGGUAGUCUAAACGGUAUCAAAGAUUUAGAGUGAUGAUAUCAACAUAUUCAUUCUUUAAAUCAUGUUGCCAUAAAUAAAUGAACAUUUUUUUAAAAUAUUGUUUAGAAAACCGUCGUCUUAGCCAGGAUGAAGAGUCCCCUGUUGGUUGGGGAACCUGAGUGUAAAGUUGAACUUCAUUCAGGUUUGAUAAAAUAUGGGAACACAGGUGAGUGUAUAUUUUUACUGUGAUGUAUAAAUUUAGCUAGAACAAGUUUUGUAACCCACUAACUGUCAAAUGCGAAUGUGAUGUUGGUGUCAAUAUGUCUUUAGUAACUGAUGUGCGUCACUAAAAUACCCAAAACUAAUAGCAGCUGAAUCCAUGGACCCAUAUAAGUAUAAAUAUUCUGAGUGCAAAUCGGACAAGGAAUCAUAUGGUGUGAAUGUUGGAAUUCUGUUAGCUAUGUGAAAUGAAUAUGACCUUGGUCUUUCAACGGUGAGUACAAUUGUGCCACUGUUUAUCUCUCUUUCCUCAACUCAUGCCCCCACUGACUGUUGAGUCCUUUUAAACAUCUAAAUAAGUUGUUGUUUUUUUCUUCAGAUUCAUAAAAAAAUUAAUCUUUCAGUUAAGAAAAUAACAGGUUAUUUGGAGUUAAAGAUGUUAGAAAUUUAAAAAAAUAAUUAUUGGUUACCUUCAUAUUUCUUUAUAUAAUGAAUACCUAUCAAAUUCAUUAGUACCCUACUCUCCACUAAUCUUAGAUUGCUAACACUAUUAGAACUUAAUCUGCUACCGGUGCUAGGUCAACUAUGAUGAUUAUUACUACCAUAAGUAAUGGCAGCAAAGCUAUAAUCAAAAUCACUCUCAAAAAUAAAUAAUUCAAAUAAAUUAGCUCUUCUCUCCUAGGGCUAACAUCUGAGUCCUGCAAGUUAAUUUUUUAACAAAAACCUGCACAAAUUUCAUCUCGAUAAAGUAGAUAGAGGUGGAAUCUUCUGAUAUUUCGCCUAACAACUUAAAAUACACAAGCGUUAAAUUGCAGGUGUUUCUGGGUAAUAAAUUACCCUCUACAAACAGCGCUGCAGCUGACAGAAACUAACACACACUAUUUACCCUUACAAUGUGCAAUUGAAAGCUUGAUAUUUUUUCUUUUAAACUUUAAAGUCUACAAUAUAGUCUUGGGUGGUAUAAAGUAGUACGUAAAAGUUAAAUUGUAGUAUGUAAAAGUUAAAUUGUAGUGUGUAAAAGUUAAAUUGUAGUAUGUAAAAGUUAAAUUGUAGUAUGUAAAAGUUAAAUUGUAGUAUGUAAAAGUUAAAUUGUAGUAUGUAAAAGUCAAAUUGUAGUAUGUUAAAGUUAAAUUGUAGUAUGUAAAAGUCAAAAUUGUACUUAAAUUGGAUUAUAUAAAAGUUAAAUUGUAGUAUGUAAAAGUAAAAUUGUAGUAUGUAAAAGUAAUAUUGUAGCAUGUAAAAGUUAAAUUGUAGCAUGUAAAAGUUAAAUUUUAGUAUGUAAAAGUUAAAUUGUAGUACUGGGUAUUUAAAUGUUAAAUUUUAGUAUGUAAUAGUUAAAUUGUAGUAUGUAAAAGUUAAAUUGACCCACUUAAAUAAUCACAUUUGAUUUAAUCAGAUGAAUAAUGUAUUUACCAAACAGGUUUUGACAAAAAAGUUCAACUUCCAUUUAAGCGCCUACCUGAUUAUAUCCUGAAUUAUCUGAGCGUAAAGUCCCUAGACCUUGACCUUGGGAGUGCAGUAACUGAAACUGAGCCCAGUCCUUACCUAGUUAAUCCCGAACCAUCUCAAGAAGGUGCUGCGGCUGCUGGCCCUGUAUGGAGGGGGCGGUACACUGGUGAGUUUAUUCUUUCUCUUGAACUUAUAAAACAUGGUCUGCAGAGUUUUCAAAACACAAUCAAUGACAUAUGGGACAUCAAAGACAUAUGAUGUGUCACAGAAAUAUAAUGUGUCUCAGACAUAUGAUGUGUCACAGACAUGAUGUGUCACAGACAUAUAAUGUGUCACAGACAUAUGAUGUGUCACAGACAUAUGAUGUGUCACAGACAUAAGAUGUGUCACAGGCAUAUGAUGUGUCACAGACAUAAGAUGUGUCACAGACAUAAGAUGUGUCACAGGCAUAUGAUGUGUCACAGACAUAAGAUGUGUCACAGACAUAAGAUGUGUCACAGACAUAAGAUGUGUCACAGGCAUAUGAUGUGUCACAGACAUAUGAAAUUUAAUGUGUCACAGACAUAUAAGCUGAAAAUUUUCAUGGCUGUUAUUUGACACAGACAUAUAAUUUGACACUAUUCAUGGCUAUUCUAAAUUUUAAACCCUUGGUUUACCAUGUUUCAUUCAGUCAAACUAAUGAUGGAUUGUUUGUUAAUUGCAAUCUAUUUAGUUUUGAAGUAAUCAUUGUUUUGUGUUUUGUCUUUAAGGUACGUUCACACUGAUGGCCAAUUUGAGUGGCGAUGUCAAAAUUAUUGAAGAUGACAGGUCGGUCCAGGAGGUAGACUUUAAGGAAAUUGUUAAUUACCUUGAAUUUUCCGACUUAACAGAUGAGAUUUUAUUAAUGCCUGAAGGCUGUGAAUGGGAGGUGACAGGACAAUGUGAAUUUAACCUCUACAGCUAACUAUUGAACUAAGCAUACACACAUAUGUUUUCUAUCAAUCUCAUCAUAUGUUCAAGUAACAUACCCAUAUUAUCUCACGUGUUUUUACUUACUGCAUAUAAUUUAUUUCUGUUACUUUAUGUAAAUAUGUAUUUUUAAAAAAAAACUUUUUAUUUAAUUUUUUUUAAAAUGUUCACAUAAACAAAAUCUCUAGAUUCCAUUCAUUUGUAAAAAUGAUGAAGAUAAGAUGCACAACAUUAAACUGAAUCCUCCAUUAGGGUGUCAAUAUACACAUUUUUUGUGUGUUAAAAACCAGAUCUCGUUAUAAAAUAACUUGAACUAGUUGAAUACCGGUACGUCAGUCUAUAAAAAUAAUUUCUGCUCCUUGGGUCACAUAUUUUUUUUCAAACUGAAUUUUUAAUUUUCAAACCCCACAUUUAUCACUUCUAAGCCCAGUGAUAAAUGCCCUUACUUGCAAUGUUUGGGGUUGACAGAGCUUACGCUAGCUCAUUUCUUAUUGUCAGUUACCGGGUGUUUUGGAGGAUGGCUUUUAACAAAUUUUUUCUUUAUGAAAGGUCUUUUCUGUAAUUCUUUAUAAUCAAUGCCUUUGGGUUUGGCUAAUUCUACAAAAUAAGUGAUUUGAAAAAGUUGAUAAGCAAAAAAAUGUAGUUGGCAACUGUUUUAUAUAUUGUUUAGCUUCAUAUUUUGCGUGUGUUGACCAGGGAUUCUCACAAUGAUGUCACCCAGGCAAAUAGGGCCCUAACCGAGGACCGGGAAUUUAUCUCUAGAAUUGGUUUUAUUUAUAAAUCCUUUACUUUAUUUAUGCUAAAAACCGCUUUACUUAUUGAUGUAUGUUGUAUGGCCGAGUACGUUAUUUUGUUAUAGUGAUAACAUUGUGUGAGUAUAGUUCUUGAUGUUAAGGUCUCUUGAUAUUAUGAUGUCGUUAAGGUUUUAAUUCAAUUGAUAUUAGCCUCCCGAAUAUUGCCUCAAGAUCUGAGUGUUCUCCAAUGAUGGUGAAAUGAAAAAGACUUUACAAAAUGUUGCCACUACCAAAGGGACUUUACUAUCUGUAGCCAUUAUUAUAAUAUGUCCUUGUUAUCUGUCUGGGCACAUAAUUUUUUUUUUUCGGUCACUCUUUUUGUUGACACCUUUUGUGGCCCUAAGAUAGGGGGUAGCUGUUCCAAGACGUUGGGGGG
Molecule: messenger RNA, 5220 nt
Organism: Lymnaea stagnalis (great pond snail)
Lineage: Eukaryota; Metazoa; Mollusca; Gastropoda; Lymnaeidae
Source: the annotation of a GenBank genome assembly